CUCGACAUUUCUGUUCAACAUGUCUCCUUUGCAGGCUCUUCUCACUCAUUAGAAGCGUCUGGAUUUUUCGUGAAACUACUACGUUUGCAGGUUAGCAGCAAGCUAGCGGGCCGUUGUCAGCCAGGACCCAGAAAAGCAGCAUCAUCAUCAAUGGUGUGUCUACAUCCCGGAGCCGUCACAUUUUCCUGUGUCCGCUCAAUGAACUAUCUCCUCAGCUCUCAUCACAGCUGCACAUGUAUGGCGUUUGCGAGGCUUGGAGGGGAGUUUUGCCAAGCCCAGCACCUGCUGCUUAUUGUGGACAAGUGAACAGGAGACACCAGCUAGGCGCAAUCACUGCCAUUCACACACACACAGGUCCUCACUGCCAUCCUGCUCAACCCAUAUGAGGAGAAGCCAACCUUCAGUCUGUCGGCUGGCCUGGGGAGUAGGGGAGGCUUUGGUUUUAGUCCGGGAGUUUCCUCUCUGCUCUUCUCUUUUCCUGCUUUUCUUUUCUUCUCCACUAUCUCAUACAGAUCUUCUCUGAAUGGGCUAACGGAUCUGAAGGGAAGGAAGGAAAGAAGGAUAAAUCUUUUUCUGUCUUCAGUUUUUUCCUUCUGGACUUUGGGUGUCCUCUCUCCAGUUGUUUUGAUCCCAAUCUGUUAGGUUUUGAUUUUUGAUUUUAACCAAGCCAAUUUUAGUUUUUACUUCAUUGCCAAGAAAAGUUUAGAUUUUUUUCCUCUCAUUUCUCUCCCAGGAAAUUUAUCUAGUCCGUUUUGGUUUUUAUUCAAACUACUUUCUGUCGCCAAAGGAGUACAAUAUUUACAUUCUUUUAAUCUUUGCCCAUAAAUCAUAAUUCAGUUUAGUUAUUUUUCUAUUUUUGCAGUCAGAAGGAGUUUCACUUUGAUUCGUUUGAAGACCUCCUACUCAAUUUUUUAAAGCACAGUACUUUUCUGAUCUUUAAUUCUUUAUUAACAAACCUUUUGUGGGUCUAAAAAUGAACCGACCGGCUCCAGUGGAAAUCUCCUAUGACUGUCUGAGAUUCCUCAUCACGCACAACCCCACCAAUGCACAACUGGGAAGGUUUAUAGAGGAUCUGAAGGCAUUUGGAGUUAACACCCUGGUGAGAGUGUGUGCUGCUACGUAUGACAAGACACCAGUGGAACAAGAAGGCAUACACGUUUUGGAUUGGCCGUUUGAUGAUGGUUCAGCCCCCCCAGACCAGGUGGUUGAUGACUGGCUGAACCUGCUGCAGACAAAGUUUAGAGAUGAGCCUGGCUGCUGUGUGGCUGUGCACUGUGUUGCUGGACUAGGACGAGCUCCUGUGCUGGUGGCCCUGGCUCUAAUUGAGUGUGGGAUGGAAUAUGAAGAUGCAGUGCACUUCAUAAGACUGAAGCGUCGUGGAGCGUUCAACUCCAAGCAGCUGCUUUACCUUGAAAGCUACAAACCUAAACUGUGUCUGCGCUCCAAAGAUGCCAACGGUCAGAGCUGCUGUGUACAGUAGGAAUCUGCAACACCACACAUCUUCACUGCAACGACAUAGGAGACUUAAAUCUUUUGAUGUUAAAUGAAAAGUUGACGUCUUUGGGUUUUGUUUUUUUUUUUUUGAUAAUGUGAACCUAUAAAAUCUAUUCAAAGCACUUCGUGGAAUUCCAGAAAUUCAAGGACCUCACUGCAAAGUUCUGCAAAUAUUCUAAAAAGUUUAGUCACGUAACCUCUGAUUUUACAUCAAAAAUGAACCUAAAAAAGUGGAAGUGUUAAAGGUUUUUAUUUCUGUUCCUUUGUCUUUAACCUCAUCUUAAUAUGUAGCAAAACACAAAACCACACAAAUACUUAGCACAGUAAAGGGAAUCCCCACAGUCAAACAGAACAAAUUUUUAACUGUCACUGUGAAUUCAAGUUUGUUUAAAAAAAAAACAACAAAAAAAACAAAAAAAAAAAACAACAUAUAUCACAAAGGUCACUCUCAAUUCGAUGAUACAGGCGCAGCAACAGUAAAUGCUGCUUAUGUUAACAGACUGAUUUAAAAUGUUUAUGUUUGGAUCAAUCGAAAACUUGGUAUUUGUUCUAAGCAACAACACUACAAAUGCUGAGUAAAUAGUUGGCAGUAUGUGCUCUCAGAGGCUUGCUGGUUUAUUGCACAUCAAUCCUCACACAGAUUUAUUUAUUCCAAUCUUUGCUCACUGACCAAAUCAAUGUCCUGCAGCCAGAAUGUGGUGUACACAAUAAAGAACUAGGACAAGUUAGAAAACAUUAAGAAAUAUGCUUAAGAUUAAAAGAGGAAAAAAAAAAAAACGUGUCCUCAGUUUGAUGCAAAUGUGUGAUAUACUAUAUUUAAACAACACUACAAUCUACCUACUUACUCUAUGUCCCGAGUCAAAGUCAUAGGUGCACAGUCUGCUUCUCUGGAACAAACUCACGUUGGCCGCACAUGUUUGACACUGUCAUUCAUAUUGUCACCAAGGCAACAGAGCCAACAUAUAAAAGAUCAGUUGGUGAAUGUAUUCAUAGAGGAAUACUUAAAGGUUUUGGUAGAUUAUCAGCGUUUAGUUGUUGAAAACACAAACAAAAUAAUAUCCUUAGUAGUGGCUGCAGUGGUUCAUGCUUACAUUUCACUAUACAAAGUGUUAAGUGAUACUCAACACUUUGUAUGAUUGAGCGGUAGCAUAUCCGUCUUUCUGCUAGAUAAUACUGAGUGAUGAUCUGUCCAGAAGAUGCUGUUGAUUGACAGUAAGCUCCAUGCAAACACAUGAGCAUCUACUGUUAAAGAUGGUACAGAAAUAAGCUGGUAUUUAACAGAGUAGGGGGAAUUAGCUUUUAGAUGCACAAACACUUAAGAUCAUUUUGAUGACCCAGGUGUCUUCACUAAAAGGACAAUCUUCCAAAUACUUUCUGUAUUCCUAUUACAACAACCAUAGAACAGGACUGUUGUGCCAACAUGGCUGCCACUGAACACUUAAUGGCCGUUGUUAAUCUGCGGCUCUGUACCUACCUAUCUGUCUGGUCAGCCGCUGUGUUCGUAAGAUGCUGUUGGUCUUUGUGUUGUUACCAUUUUUCUAUAGGUUUUAUUUUCUUUACCUUGUGUACCUUUUGAUCUAUUUGUACUUGUUAUUUAUUUAUUGAUUCCACUGUGUUUCUUUGUGAAAUGUCCGUCUGCUGGGAAAAAAAAAUCUACUAGUCCUCUUGGAAAAUUAAAGUGUUUAGUACUGUAA
Seriola dumerili (greater amberjack) is the source of this 3188-nucleotide messenger RNA. RefSeq names its product protein tyrosine phosphatase type IVA 2-like. The transcript has 8 exons. The coding region runs from base 974 to 1480 and encodes 168 amino acids. NCBI's taxonomy places the organism in Eukaryota, Metazoa, Chordata, Actinopteri, Carangiformes, Carangidae. Gene Ontology annotation, biological process: protein dephosphorylation. Gene Ontology annotation, molecular function: protein tyrosine phosphatase activity. Gene Ontology annotation, cellular component: nucleus. The record is from RefSeq and is a predicted model, not a curated record.